GCCGGCGCCGCCGUCGCCUGGCGCUACGGCGACCUGCUGCUGACGCCCUCGCCCGACAGGAAACUGCUGGCCAACGGCUCGCUUCACUUCUUGGCGGUGCGGCCGGCGGACGCGGGCGACUACCAGUGCCAGGUUACUCUGCCCGCCGGCGGCAUUCUGCUCAGCAGGACUGCGUCGCUACAGCUGGCAGAGCUGUCGGCGGUGGGGCCCCGCUCGGCCGAGCUGACCGUGUUCCUGGGUGACACGGCGCGCUUCGAGUGCGGCGUGCGCGGCCGGCCGCCGCCCGACGUCACCUGGCUCCGGGACGACCAGCCGCUGGCGCUCGACUCGUCCCGCAUGCUGGUGCUGCCCUCGGGCGCGCUGGAGCUGGACGAGGUCCAGAUGCAGGACGCCGGGGCGUACGUCUGUCGCGCCACCAACGUGCGCGGCUUCGAGCUCGGACCGCGCACGCAGCUGAGGAUCAACGUUAACUUCGACGAGGUGGACGCGGCGGCGGCGCCGCGGUUCGUGGCCCGGCCGGCCGACACGGAGGCGCGCCGCGGCGACAACGUGACGCUGGACUGCGCAGCCAACGGCCGGCCGCGGCCGCAGGUCACCUGGCUCAAGGACGGCACCACCAUCGACCUCUCGUACCUGGACCGGCGCUUCUACCUGCUGGGCGUCAGCAGCCUGCAGAUCGUGGACGUGCACGAGGAGGAUUCUGGCACGUACCAGUGUCGCGUCUUCAACUCCGUCGACUCGGCCGACGCCAGCGCCGUGCUGCAUGUCAAAGUGCCGCCCGAGUUUGUGGUGCGGCCGAACCAGACGGCCGCCGCCGAGAAGGAGGACGUGGAGCUGUCGUGUAGCGCGCGCGGCUCGCCGCCGCCGCGCAUCACCUGGACCAAGAACGGCGAACGACUGCAUAACUCGGAUUACUUCAAGUUGGUGGACGGUCACAGCCUGCGGAUCCUGGGCCUGGUACAGCGUGAUGCCGGCGUCUACCAGUGCUUCGCCUCCAACGACGCCGGAAACGUGCAGACGGCGGCGCGCCUCACCGUCCUGGCGCCGGAGAGUGGCCGCGCCCGUAACGGCGGCCCGGCGCUGACAGCGGGUGCGGUCGGCACGGCGCCCGCCGCCGCCGGCGCCGCCACCGCGCCGCGCAACUUCACGGCGCGCAUCGUCGACUCGCGCUUCGUGACGCUGACCUGGCGCGAGCCGCUGAACAGCGCCGGCCCGGUGACCUCGUACUCGGUCGUCUACCACGAGCUCGGCUCGGAGAGACAACGCGUGCACAACACGACGGCCGGCUCCAGCUCGCCGAGUCUGCAGAUCCAGGGUCUGCAGCCGGACACCGAGUACACGUUCCGCGUGGUGGCCAACGUGGGCGCGGCGGCCGGCAGGAGCGGCGCGCCGCUGCGCCUGCGCACACGGCCAGAGCUGACGGUGCCGCCGGCGCCGGCCGCGCUUCGCCUCCAGCCGGCCGGCGCCACCCAGCUGCGCGUCAGCUGGCAGCCAGUGCUGCCGUCGCCCGCCGGCUACCGGCUCUACGUGGCUCCGUCUGUGGGCGGCGAGGAGGAGCGCGCCGUCAACACGUCGCUGACGCGCCACCUGCUGACCGGCCUGCGCAAGUUCACCAGCUACACGGUGCGCGUGGCGGCGGUGAACGCCAACGGGCCGGGCCCGAGCACGGCCGAGGCGCGCGCCACCACCUGGAGCGACGUGCCCUCCGAGACGCCGCAGAACAUCACCGUCGAGACGGCCAGCGAUACGAGCGUGGUGGUACACUGGGAGCCGCCGCCGCCGGAGCACCGCAACGGCCAGCUGACUGGCUACAAGAUCCGCUACAAGCCACAGGCGGGCGGCGGCGGCCGGCGCGCGCAGACGGUCGUCACAGACGCCAGCCGGCGCAGCUACGCGCUGGCCGGCCUGCAGAAGGACGCCGAGUACCUGGUGCGCAUGGCGGCGCUCACCGUCAACGGCACGGGCCCGUACACCCGCUGGCACGGCGCGCAGACCUUCCACCGGCUGCAGGUGGAGGCGGCCGUGCCCGACCGGCCCGGCUCGCUGCGAGCGCGCCCCACCGAGAACACCAUCACGGUGCUGUGGUCGCCGCCGGAGAACAAGAACAUCCGCGUGCGGGGCUACACGAUCGGCUGGGGCCGCGGCGUGCCCGACAGCUACACAGAGGUCAUCGACGAGAAGCAGCGCUACUACGUCAUCACCGGACUGGAUCCGAACGCCGAGUACGUGGUGUCGCUGCGGGCGCUGAACGCGGCCGGCAACGGCACGCCGAUCUACGAGACGGUGUGGACGCGACAGCCGCUGGACCAGCUGGACCGGCGCCCGCUGGUCAUCCCCACCGGCCUGAAGGUGAUCGUCGUCAGCGAGUCGGCCGCCGUGCUCCACUGGACCGACCGCUCGCUCCCCAACCAGGAGGUCACAGACGGCCGGAUCUACCGCGUGCGCUACAGCAGCCAGGCCAGCCCCGAGCGCUACCGCCACUACAACGCCUCGCAGCUCAACUGCAUGAUCGAGGGACUGCGACCGGCCACCACCUACGAGUUCUCUGUGCAGGCCGUGAAGGGUCGCCGUGAGUCGGACUGGUCGCUGGUGGUGGUGAAUCAGACGCGCGAGUCGGCGCCCGCCUCGCCGCCGCGUGACCUGACCAUCGUCCAGUCGGAGGACAACCCGGCCAUCAUCAACCUCAACUGGCAGCCGCCCAAGACGCCCAACGGCAAGAUCGACGGCUACGUGAUCCAGUACACGACGGACCGGUCGCGGCCGGACCGCGAGUGGCUGGUGCACCCGGUGGUGGGCGACCAGAUGACGACCGCGCUCAGCGGCCUCACGCCCUCCACCGUCUACUGGUUCCGCAUCCAGGCGCGCAACAGCGCCGGCAACAGCCCCAUCUCGCGGCCGGUCCGGCUGCACACCAGCUCAGACCCUGGUUACAGCCUGUCGUACGAGCGAAAAUCAGGCGGCGGCGGCCUGGGCGACCACCUGCUCUACGUCAUCAUCGCCUGCUCCGUCACGCUGCUGCUGGUGAUCGGCAUCAUUGCGGCCGUCUGCCUCUGCAAGCGCAAGACGAGCCAGGAGUUGCCCCGGCGCGGUCACAAGAGCAACAGCUACGUGAAGGGCCAGACGGAGAUCGGCACGCCGGACUUGAAGCCGCCCGACCUGUGGAUCCACCACGACCAGAUGGAGCUGCGGCCCAUCGGCAAGCAGCGCUCGGACAGCUGCUCGACGCUGCGCCGCCAGUCGCCCGACUACGAGGUCGACGAGCGGUCGUACGCGUCGACGCUGGACCGGCGCGAGCGCGCCGCGCGCACCCACUCGCCCGUCGUCGGCAAAGGGUCAUCCCGCAGUGAGGACAGAUUAGACAAGCAGAUUCACAGGCGGUCGGUGUUCAAACCAAAGCCUAUCGUUGUGCCUAUAGAUGUCGCACCGCACCGGGACCCUGGCAGCUCGGCCACGGCACUAGCCAACGGCACGGUGGAGACGCGGCCCGUCUAUCCGCGCACACAGUUCAGCAUAUCGCGCAAUGUCGGCAGCGAGCCGCCGCCGCCGCCAGCGCCGACGGCGCCGGAGAGCCACUACGGCGCCGGCCUGGGCCUCACCUCGGCCAGCUUCGGCGUGCCGGCGCCGCCGCCGCCGCUGGCCGGCGCGCGCCCGCUCGGCAGUCCGCUCAAGCGGCCAUCGUUCGCCUGCGCGCCGCGGCCGGCCGACGGCGUCGGCACGCGCGAGGAGCUGACACCGCUCCGGCCAUCGUGCAGCACGGAAGAGUUAACGCAGGAGAUGGCCAACCUGGAGGGCCUGAUGAAGGACUUGAACGCCAUCACGGCCUCCGAGUUUAAGUGCUAGGGCUGUCGGGGCUUCUUUCCCGACAGGACCGGCUGUACAUAGUGUGUAAGACGCGUGAAUGCCAACACGGCGCCGCCCGGGCGCCGCGGACGACGACAGACCCCGGAUCGGUUAUUUAAGUCAUUAUUUGUGCCAAAGGCAGCCUCGUACGAAGAUUUCUAACGCUUUUGUACGGUUCUUACGAGUGCGCGCGCUGCGGCGCCGGCGGGGAGCGUUCCCGAGGGACGCGGGGCGGUGCAGCGGUACAGGGGUGGAAGAGACGGAGACGCGUGCCGCCGCUCAGUGGACCUCUGAGUCGUGUUGUGGCCGUGGUGGGACGGCGCGUGUCCGCGUGCGGCGUCGAUAUCACGGAUGGAGGCAGCUCUGGUGGCGGGCCCGCGGUGCCGACCGCCGCCGGUUGGGCCGUGCGGCCGUCCGCGGAUCAGGUAGUUCCUGCAUUUCUGUACAUAACAUGCCAUCCUGAGCGCGCACCCCGCCGACUUCGGUGUGGUGUUUUGUCUUUUUAGUGCUUGAAUCUCGCCAAGACAGACCCAGUACAAUGUGUUUCGUGACUUCCUUGUUUGCGUCCUCGGCACUGUGGUCGUCGCCGUUCAGCCGCGUAUUUUUGUCAGCGGUUUUUUUUAUUUUAAGUGGACACGUGAACAUUAGAUUGUACGAAUCAUUCUGUUGUCAAAAUGUAUUCUAAUACAUUUUAUACCGCUCGCC
Molecule: messenger RNA, 4545 nt
Organism: Pollicipes pollicipes
Lineage: Eukaryota; Metazoa; Arthropoda; Thecostraca; Pollicipedomorpha; Pollicipedidae
Gene: fra
Product: neogenin protein frazzled
Exons: 24
Biological process (GO): cell-cell adhesion
Cellular component (GO): membrane
Molecular function (GO): protein binding
Source: RefSeq, a predicted model, not a curated record